GGCGUAGUUGAAAGAAUGCGAAAGUGAAAGUAAAGUGAAUUGGGGUAGUUUGGUGGGAAAUCCAACGAUCGAAAGCGCACUUCUCUUUGUGUUUUAGUGUGUGCAGACAUCACUGGACAGAGAACAGGCGAAGAUGACGGGCUUUUCUACAAUUUACAAGCUCUCUUUGCUCGCGGUGUUUUCUCUCGUACAGGGGUGCCUCUCCAGUUGCCCUGUGAUAGAGUGCUGGUACACGCUAGAGAAAAGCAGAGGAGGAGGAGGUUUGGCUUCAGGUGCAAACCAAGUCAACGCUCUGCUUUUUGUCAAGUCGGAAGAACAGCAACAUGACAGGGAGACUAUGAACACACCAUCUGACAUCGAGCACACAUUCUCCAUUACAGACUCCUCUGGUUUCCUGUGCCACAAGGCCCUGAACCCUCCUGAAGGCUCCAUAAAGAAGCCUCACUGUGAGCUCAACCAGAUCCAGCCACAGCCUUCCUCUCUCCUCUGGGUGGCGCCACUCACAGAUUCUGCACAGAGCCCCCUGUACCUCCAGGCCGACUGGCGAGCAGCUACGAUCCACGGCCUGGAUAAAGAGAUGUCUGUGACCAGUGUUAUACGUACAUCACCAGAAAGCCAGCACAGUGAUUUGAUCUUGAGCGUGACCACAAAAACUGUCUUCGUCACGGCCCGACUGGGGGUGCCUGCUCUGUUGGACUGUAGUUUCUGGGUGGACCCCUCCUCCCCUCUCCACGGUGCUGGGUUUUCUGUGGAGUGGCGAUAUCAGUUUAGGGGAAACGGGCAUCUGGUCUUGGGUUACGACGGAAAAAACGACCGCUUGUCUGAUAUUAAGGAUAAAGGAGCCAUGCUGGAUUUUGAGGGUGUGCACCAGAACGGGAACGCUUCUCUGAUCCUGUCUGAAACUAAAGUCAAACAGUCCGGGACUUACAUCUGCUCCGUGCAUGUGCCGUAUCUCCUGGCACAAGUGGCAGUAGAGCUGGAGAUUGUCGAGCCUCCAUCCAUCUCCAUCCACCCAUCCCCUCCCCCCAUCAUCAUCCCGGGACAGAUUGUGACUCUGCACUGUGAGGCGUCUGGAUUCGCCCCUCUCUCUCUCGACUUCAGCUGGGAGCUCACAGACUCUGAAGGGAACGUUACGCCUCUGGGAUCGGGCAGCGUCUCGGGCCACAGAGAGGGCUACGACGGCACCUACAGUCAAAGCAGCAAACUGCAGCUAGACUCGGCCAAACUGGAGCAGGGCAGAGGAGGCGAGCUGAGCUGUGUGGCAGCACAUCCUGGGGGCACACGACGGGCCAGUGUAACCCUCAAUGUCAUCGGCUUUAGUACUCCAUCCAUCGAAGACUCAAUGGCCAUGGUGGGAGUGGCUUUAGUGCUCUACGGCCUCAUCAAGUUUGUCUCCUGGACUUUCACUGGUUCAGGUGAUGAUGAAUCUGAUGAAAAGAAAAAGAAUUAAACAUCAGAUCUCUGUGAAGAACAUUUGUCAAAACAUGAAGAAUAUGGCCAUUUGGGAUUGGAUUUUUUUCAGUUUAUAGAUUGUGUUUCUUUCUAAAUGGGGGUAAAUCUUCAAAGUACUUUUAUCCCUUUUGCACCUUUGGAAGUAGGUUGAAACCUGUUUAAUUUUCCUGUUGACUUUUCUUAUUUUGGUGCAAUAUUUACAUGUGUUUAUCUGUUUAGGUUAUCUUUAGGUAGGAAGGAUUUGAAAGUCACUGUUGUUUAAAUGAGUGAUAAUUUUAUAAUGUAGAUAAAUGUAACUCAUUACUCUGCCCUCUACACUGUGACACACAUAUCCCAAAUGAUACACGUAUUGGAAUAACAUGAAAAAUGUGAACAUUAUUAAUUUAUUUAAGUUACUGGCAAAAGAAAAAAAAAUCUGUCAACUGGACAACGAUUGAUCAGUCCUGGACGAGUGAGGGAUUACACAGAUAUUGAAGUUAGUGUUUUUACUGUUCAAAUGUGUGUAUAUUUGACAAAAAAGAUAAAAAGCUAAUUGGUUGUUUGUAAAUAAAAUGCGUGUGUAUAUUUUGACUAUUUUCCUAUGGCUACGUGAAAUCACAUAAUUAGGUUUAAUAAAAGGUCUGUCUACUCUUUAUGCUGAAUGUGAAUAAAAAUAUAUUGGGAUAAAA
Periophthalmus magnuspinnatus is the source of this 2120-nucleotide messenger RNA. It is a transcript of the gene tapbp.1, whose product is annotated as TAP binding protein (tapasin), tandem duplicate 1. Lineage: Eukaryota; Metazoa; Chordata; Actinopteri; Gobiiformes; Gobiidae. The coding region runs from base 134 to 1450 and encodes 438 amino acids. The record is from RefSeq and is a predicted model, not a curated record. The transcript has 8 exons.